AAGGGGUAGAUUCUCUCCUUCUCCUGGUCGUGGAAGUUUUCGUGGAGGUGCUCACUCUACCUUUGGUGGUCCUCAUCCACCUUUUGGUUCACCAAGCUCUAGUUUUGGUGGGGGUUUUCAAGGUCCUGUUAUUUGUCAAAUCUGCAACAAACCGAAUCAUUCUGCUUUAGAAUGUCGAUAUCUUUUGAAUACUAGCUUUUAUCCUCUUAUUCACCAAGAGCUUUUUGUUGCUUCUUCUACUUCUCCUGGUUGCUCUUGGAUUCCUUCCGGACUGUCUACACGACUGCCUAAUUGGUAUCUUGAUUCAGCUGCCACAAAUCAUGUUAACAAUGAUGCUCAAAAUCUGCAUUAUUAUCAACCAUACUCAGGUUUUGAUCAAGUAACAGUUGGCAAUGGGGCUUCUCUUCCAAUACAGCAUACUGAGUCUAUGUGACGAGCUUGGAAUUCCUUAUAACAGAAAUAAGGUCCACCCUGCUGCCCUGGCAACUAAAAAGUACGGCAUUUCUAAAGUGGAUCUCUUCAAGGCUUGUUUAACUCGGGAGUGGCUACUGAUGAAACGCAACUCGUGUGUGUACAUAUUCAAGACUACCCAGAUCACGAUUAUGUCAAUAAUUGCCUUCACUGUUUUCUUAAGAACGGAGAUGAAAUUCGGUCAACUAAUGGAUGGGAGUAAAUUUUACGGUGCACUGCUUUUCAGUCUCAUUAACGUGAUGUUUAAUGGGAUGACGGAGCUUCACUUGACCUGUAUGAGGCUUCCUGUGUUCUUUAAACAGAGGGAUUCCCUGUUUUUCCCCGCAUGGGCUUUUGCACUACCAAUUUGGCUUCUCCGAAUUCCCUUAUCUCUGAUGGAAUCAUGGAUAUGGAUCAUUCUCACAUACUACACUAUUGGGUUUGAUCCUGCUGCUAGUAGGUAA
Messenger RNA from Rhododendron vialii, 914 nucleotides. Its product is annotated as pleiotropic drug resistance protein 2-like. Gene Ontology annotation, cellular component: membrane. Gene Ontology annotation, molecular function: ABC-type transporter activity. The coding region runs from base 393 to 914 and encodes 173 amino acids. The record is from RefSeq and is a predicted model, not a curated record. Lineage: Eukaryota; Viridiplantae; Streptophyta; Magnoliopsida; Ericales; Ericaceae. The transcript has 2 exons.